AUGGCUGACUCAAAAAUUCAUCCAGCCACCACUGUCACGAAUAUCAAAACAGCCAUCCCCAUCACUCUCGAUCUCGAAAGCGGCCAAUACAACAAUUGGGCAACUCUCUUCAAGCUCCAUGCUCACGCCCACCUUGUACUUGACCACAUCAUCCCUCCUACGGAAGUUGCCGCUGCGAUGAUGGAUGCCGAAACAGCGACUUGGAAGAAGAUCGAUGACAUUGUCACGCAAUGGAUUUAUAGCACAGUUUCUUUGGAUAUUCUCAACACUAUCAUUGCUCCAGAUGAUGAAGCAAAAGAUGCUUGGAACCGUGUAGUGGAUUUGUUCCAAGACAACAAGAAUACGAGGGUCGUUCACCUUGAAACCCAAUUCACCAACACUCACCUUCGAGACUUCCCCAAUGUUGCUGCAUAUUGCCAGUGA
Molecule: messenger RNA, 423 nt
Organism: Humulus lupulus (European hop)
Lineage: Eukaryota; Viridiplantae; Streptophyta; Magnoliopsida; Rosales; Cannabaceae
Exons: 1
Coding region: 1-423 (140 amino acids)
Source: RefSeq, a predicted model, not a curated record